This is a messenger RNA of Alternaria arborescens, 333 nucleotides long. RefSeq lists its product as hypothetical. NCBI's taxonomy places the organism in Eukaryota, Fungi, Ascomycota, Dothideomycetes, Pleosporales, Pleosporaceae. The record is from RefSeq and is a predicted model, not a curated record. The coding region runs from base 1 to 333 and encodes 110 amino acids. The transcript has a single exon.
AUGGGAGGUGUUGGAGAAGAUGACAAGUUCUACCGAGUGUUCUUAGCGCCUGGCGUUGCUCAUUGCUUUGAAGGCACUGGCCCAGUCCCCAUUGAUCCUAUGUUUGCUGUAGUCGAUUGGGUUGAGAAAAGUAAAGCGCCUGACAGCAUCAACGGCGCCACAAGGGGUGAGGCUAAUGAGAGAACCACACAGAAGCUCUGCAAAUGGCCUGCAAAAGCUGUGCACAGUGGUGCAGUCAAUCCAAAAACCGCGGCCAAUUGGUUAUAUUCCAACAACAACACAGGGUUGACCAAGGUUGGACAUGCUGAAUAUCAGUGGCUCGAUGAACUGUGA